CACUCAUCCCCUAACACAGUCAGUGCUUUAUGUGAAGAAGUACCAGCUGGUGCCACGGUCCCUUCUAGUCCUCCAUACUUAUUUGUCUUCAUCACAUAUUGGGACAUGGAAAGGAAAUAUAAACUAAAAUCCCUGAACACGGCCGUCAGCUGCAUUCUAGCGUUUCUUCUUCAUAAAUUCUGCCUUGCUGAAAAAAUUUGUUCAGUUCCCUCAGAGCCUGUGAUUAUUAAAGAGAACAACACAAUCGAUGCCGUUGUUGUCCGUAUUAACACAACAACAAAGAACGUCACUCUGACUCUCACCGAGAAUCCAGACAAUGCUUUUGACCUGAGGGGCUUGGAUCUGAUCCUGAAAAAACGCCUGGAUUUUGAAACUCUGUUAAAUCCUGAGGAGCUCACGGUUCAAAUCCGCUGUAAUAAAACAGGAUCCAAAAGUAUUACUUUGACGGUGCUUGUUCAAGUCAAAAACAUUAAUGACAACCCUCCUUUGUUUGCCCAGAGUAAAUACACUCUAGAUGUUAAUGAGCUUACACCUGUUAACACCAGCGUGGCCCAGAUCGAAGCAAAAGAUGAUGAUUCAGGAGUUUUAUAUUACGCCUUGGAACCAGCUCUGAACCCAUAUUUCAGACUGGAAAAUAUGUACAAACCAAAUAUUCUCGUCAACAAGACCUUGGAUUACGAAGUCGUCCAGCAGGUGACACUGACCUUAUAUGUGCAGGAUACUCCACCAUUGUCACCGCCAGGCCAAAUCACCUACACAGCCACCACGACGAUUGUAAUCAACAUAAAAGACAUUGACAACCGUCCACCCUGGUUCCAGCCAUGCACGAGAAUAACUAUUGGUACUGCCAAAAUAUGCCUGAGUGUUGGGUAUAAGGGUAGAGUCACCUUAACAGAAAAACAGGAAGGACCGCUGCAGUUACAACCUGGGCCGAUUUAUGCAAGAGAUGGAGACAAAAGCAGGAAUGAAGAGAUUAGCUAUAAAAUUGUUAGAGGAAAUGAAGACAACAUAUUUCAAAUAGAUGAGAGCACAGGAAACAUAACCAUGCUAAAGCCAGCAGAUAUUGCAGGCCCAGUAUUUCUCACAGUUUUGGCUUCCCAGGUGUCAAACCGUGACCAGUACGCUGCCACUUCAGUCAACAUCGAAGUGAUGAAAAAGAGCAGGAACCCACCAAAAUUCGAGCGAGAGCGAUAUGAGGCGUAUGUAUACAGCAACUCAGGCCCUGAGAACAUGGUGCUCAAGGACAGGACUUCUAAUAAACCCUUCAGAGUCAGAGCCAGGGAUGAUGACUUUGCCAGUGGAAUAAAUCCCGACAUAAGAUAUGAAGUACAGUACAGCAGUUAUGUCAACGUAACCACAGACGGAUUUGUGCUUCUGAAGAAACCUGUGCGGACCGAAUCUUUUGCUUUACAAGUUCGGGCUGUUGAUGUGUCAACUGGUGAGUCGGGGACGGCGGCUCUCUCUGUGAUCGUCCUACCACCCGUAGGUGUCCAGUCGCCCUCAGAGGGAUACCGUGCUGGAGAUAUGGCCUUGCUGGGCUUCGUAAUGGCCGCCUUGCUGGUUCUCUGCCUCAUCGUGAUUGGCUAUCUCAUCUCACGUCUGAAGAAAAGGAACCCAGACACUCUCAAGUUAUCAGAGGUCAGCAUCUUCUCAUCAUCGCUCUGUCCAUGCUUGCAGCAAACUCAGCCCACUGACGGGUUAAGACCAAGAGACAGCAUGCAGUUCACCAAUGAUGGCUUCAUGAACGAAGCAGACAUGGGAAGGUUGGCGAUGAGGAGACCAGAAAAGAGAGACAGGAAGCAGGAAUUGGUGUCGAAAUGGAGAGUGAGAGUGACACCGCGUGAGAGGCAAGGACGCUGCGAUUCCUGUGGCAUGCGUAUCCACUCGAACCAUGUGCACCGUAGCAGCCCAGCUCUCCACCCCAAAGCCCAAGGAUCUAAAGAUGAAGUCAGAUCCAUUCUAGCUAAAGAGAGAAGGAAGGACGGACAGAAGACGGUGUGGUUUAAAGAGAGCGAGGAUUCCUCAGAUAUCGAAGUGGAGAUCAUUCCUGAUGACAUAGGGCUUAAACAAAAAGAGGAAGAGGAUGUCAAAUCAUCUUCUCUUGCUCUAAAUGCCAGCGAUAUGGAACUGAGUGAGCUGACUAUGAUGAACAUCCAGGACUUUGACAAGCAGAAGGAAAACGGUUCUGACCACCGAGAGUCAGCAGAACCAAACAAAACAGGCCAGUGAGUGCUACCGGGGCUUGAAAUCAGUGAACCACAUCCUUAUAAGACUUAAAUCAGUCUUUCCUGAGCUGAUAUCAGAAUGUUUCCAUGAUUUGGGUGCCAUUGAUUUCCCAGUGAUAUUACAUUUACAAAUUUGAUAAAUAACCUUUAUAAAAGCUUUAAAAAAUGUUUUAAUAUGUCCUAGCCAACACUUUUUUUUAUUUAUUUGUGAAUCCAUUUAAUGUCUUAUGUCUGACAAAUCAGCAAAUUUUAGUUUCUUUACACUUCAGUUACAUUCUGAACAUCUUCCCUCCAUUUAAAUAUAUUUGGAAUUUUUCAGGUCACAUCUUUCAGUUGGGUAAAUACAAAUUUCCUGGGGACGAUGGAAAGAAGUGAAGUACAUUCUCUCGCUCUUUUUGCUUUAUUUCCAAUUAUAUUGUGAUACUGCCACGAUAUUGAAAGUCACUUUGAGAGCACAACAUAAAUUAUUAAACAUUAUGUUAUAAUAUUAUACUAAUUAUAUUUUGAGAACCUGCUAAUUCUAUGCUACAAGAAAAUUCAACCCUGUCAAUUGUUUAAGAGCAAAAUGAGCCAUUGACAGUCAAGAAAUCUUGAAGUUGAUGUGAGAUCAGUUUUUAGUUUAAAUUUUUUUGAUAUUCAUUGUUGAAAAAUGACAAAAAAAAUAAAACCCACAUGGCACCACAAUCAUGGAAUCACCAAAAACUCAAGCAAUGCUUAAUUAUGAUGAGGUGCAUUGCCUUACAAACCCAAUUCACUGGUGUCCUUACAUGGUAGGGUACUGAAAAUCUUUUAUCUGUGAUAAAUAUGCUGAAAAAAAAAUGACCAUAAUUUACAUCUUGACUAUGUAUAUUUUUUAAAUCAGAGACUAAUGUGAACAACAAAAAUCAACAUUUCUAUUUUGGAUCAUAUUAUAACUGCACUAAACAUAACAUUUGCACUAAGGACUAAUUAUGAAUAAUUAUCCAGUAACUUAAUGCUUGGUGUUUUUUUUCUGUCCAGUCAGAAUAAUUUGUUCAUUGCUGUGAAUAACAUUUUGUAUACACGAAUACAGAUAAAGACUCUAAGAAUAUUUUAUAUAAAUGUGAAUCUGUUAUCUUGGAAGUGCAAAAAUGAAAAAUUAAAAAGAAGAGAAUGUGUUGUA
Molecule: messenger RNA, 3366 nt
Organism: Tachysurus fulvidraco (yellow catfish)
Lineage: Eukaryota; Metazoa; Chordata; Actinopteri; Siluriformes; Bagridae
Gene: cdhr5a
Product: cadherin-related family member 5a
Exons: 14
Coding region: 106-2229 (707 amino acids)
Biological process (GO): adherens junction organization; homophilic cell-cell adhesion; calcium-dependent cell-cell adhesion
Cellular component (GO): adherens junction; membrane; catenin complex
Molecular function (GO): cadherin binding; calcium ion binding
Source: RefSeq, a predicted model, not a curated record